UCUUACCGGAAGUGGCUCCACUAAGGGCGGAAGGCACCGAGGCCGGUCCUAGGGGGGUUUCUGUCCCCGCCGGGCUGCCGCGAUGGAACUCAGCGCAGACUACCUCCGGGAGAAGCUGCAGCGGGACCUGGAGGCGGAGCACGUGGAGGUGGAGGACACGACUCCUGGCCGUUGCGCGACCAGCUUCCGAGUCCUGGUGGUGUCGGCUAAGUUCGAAGGGAAGCCACUGCUUCAUAGACAUCGGCUGGUGAAUGCGUCCCUAGCAGAAGAGCUCCCGCACAUCCAUGCCUUUGAGCAGAAAACUUUGACUCCAGACCAGUGGGCUCGUGAGCAGCAGAAAUGAGGGACCGAUGCCUGCGCAGCAUUAAAUGACAAAUCAGGGCCAGCUUCUGUGUCUGUGUGUUGUGUGUGGCAGGGGCUCUGAAGCUGAGUGUACUGCUUGGCUUCUGUCUGCCUUGCUUCGAUUCAAGUUCCGCUCCCCAUGUAGCCUCUGUGUCCAGCUUGUAAAAUGAAAUUCUGUCCUUAGGUCCCUUCCAGAGUCUGCCUUGCAAACCUUUCUUGUAGACCCCUAAGAAUCUGUAUUGCCACUCCCCACCCAAUCAUGCCUGGGAAUUCUACCUGCUGAGGAGACUGAAGCAGGAUAAUUACAAGUUCAGGGGCAGCCUGGUCCACUUAGUAAGACCCUAUUUCAAAAUAAAAUAAAAGCUGGGCAUAUGCUCAGUGCCUACCUA
Molecule: messenger RNA, 731 nt
Organism: Urocitellus parryii (Arctic ground squirrel)
Lineage: Eukaryota; Metazoa; Chordata; Mammalia; Rodentia; Sciuridae
Gene: Bola2b
Product: bolA family member 2B
Biological process (GO): intracellular iron ion homeostasis; protein maturation
Cellular component (GO): nucleus; cytosol
Molecular function (GO): 2 iron, 2 sulfur cluster binding
Source: RefSeq, a predicted model, not a curated record